This is a messenger RNA of Sander lucioperca (pikeperch), 2138 nucleotides long. RefSeq names its product G-protein coupled receptor 4. Gene Ontology annotation, cellular component: membrane. Gene Ontology annotation, molecular function: G protein-coupled receptor activity. The record is from RefSeq and is a predicted model, not a curated record. NCBI's taxonomy places the organism in Eukaryota, Metazoa, Chordata, Actinopteri, Perciformes, Percidae. The transcript is spliced from 3 exons. Bases 1012 to 2085 code for a protein of 357 amino acids. Gene Ontology annotation, biological process: positive regulation of Rho protein signal transduction; phospholipase C-activating G protein-coupled receptor signaling pathway.
AAUAUAUAUAUAUAUAUAUAAAUCGAAGCACCAAAGGCCAAGAUAUCCUGACUUUUUAUCCCCAGUAAUAGUUAAGCUCAGUGACUGGAUCCAUUUCCCAUAUUGCAACUUGAUAGCAUCCUUCACUGGACUCUGUAUGCCUAGUAAAUGCCCAUAUAUUUCAAACUCCACACCCCUUCUUACCGGCUGAGUAGUACUCCUCAUUAUCAGUAACCUGAUCAUGUGCAAAAUUGUUGGUUGUGUAAUCAAAACUGUUAUGAAAACACACAGCAGUCUUUAUAUACACUAGGUGGGUGUUUGUCGUGACUUUGCAAGCUUGUAUUCCCAGCAGGAUUUUUCUCAACACAGUCUGGCCACAUUAGUAACUCCUUGCGUUAGAUUUCUCAUGUAUGCUUACCUUGCAUCACCUGUUUACUAAACAGUGUACAAUUGCAUCAGUGAGAAUGAAUGUUCAGCUGCACUGCUGCUGUAGAUAGAAAUUAGCCAUAGCAAACGAACCUGGGAUCAGAUUACCCGUUUACGCCCUAACAUGAACCAUAAAAUGAGAAAAAUGAAAAGUCAUGCACAGGCCAGCGGCUUGAGAAACUAUAAGGCUGAUGUCUUUAUAACGCAACAACUGGGAAUAUGCAUAGUAACGCAACCACUUUGCCACACCAAAGGGAAAUUUAAAGGACGGUACAGAUGACAACACUACAGUAAAUUCCUCAGUUCAACACUCAGGGAGCCCUGAAGACAAAGACAGAGUCCCCUUGACGCAUGGAUUACUCAAUGACGAGAGAAUAUGACAUACAUUUUUGCCCCUGCAGCAUGUAUGCGUCUAGCCUACUUCUAGGACAUCAUGCCAACCCUGUCUAACUCAACCUAAAUACGCCCCUUUGUACGUAUCCAAACCGUCCAAUCACUGUACAUGUCUCAGCAACUCUAUUUUGCAUUACUGCCCAAUCACAGCUUGGGUUUGACACCACAUUGAGGAGAGAUAGCCAUUGUCCUUCUGACUGGCCCAAUCCAGCAAUGGCAUCAGUCCCUGUGCAGCGUGUUUAUAAGCCCUCGGCCCCGCUCGUGCUACAUGCAGAAAAGUUUUACAGCAAGUGCAGAAGACCAGGGCUGCAGGACACUGUUAUCUCUGUUAGGCAUCCCAGCCUCUCCUUCCACCAUCGGCACUUCUUCCCCACAAUGUUCAACACCACUCUGAACCCCACCACCAACUUCUAUGAAAACUCUACCACCCCUGGUGGCCCCAGUGGACCUCCACCAUGGUACCAGUUCCCAGUGUGUGCCGUUUCCCCUUACGGCUUCAUUUUCUACUUUGGGGUCAAGGUGUUCAACCUGGCAGUGGGGACGCCCUGUAACAUCCUGGUCAUCUGGCAGAUCGCCACCAGGAAAAGUGACGCGUCCACCUCUGACAUCUUUAUCUUCAACCUGGCCAUCCUGGACGCCUACUUCUGCCUAAUGACGCCCGUAGAUAUGGUCAACCGGCUGCUGCUGGAUGACAGUCGCAUUUGGUACUUUCAGAGGUUCGCAUAUGGGAUCAAGGAUGUAGCCCCACUCUUUCUGGUGUGUAUCUGUCUGGAUCGCUACAUGGCUGUGGUCCACCCAGUACUCUUCACUGGUAUUCGAGACAAUAAGAUGCGCAUUGGCAUCUCUGUGGUGGUCUGGGGCUUCAUUCUGGCUUACGGCCUCACCAAGUGCGUCCUGGGAGUCAUGAGCGUCAAUGAGGUCUUCAGCGGUGUCAUCCUCUUUGCCUUUGCGGUCAUGUUCUUCUGCAACAUCUCCGUCAUUUGGGUCCUCAGACGUUGUGUGGCGGGAAAGGAGGUGAUGCACCCGGUAAAGAAGAAAGCCUUUAAGAUGGUGCUGAUCAUCCUGGCCAUCAUCAUGUCCAACUACCUGCCGCCCGUAGCUCUCAUGCCCUUCGUGUCCUACUACACCUUCGUGGCGUUUCGCUGCCAGAUCAGCAUCAGCGUGUUCUCCAUAAUGGAUCUGAGCAGCAGCGUUGAGCCUCUCCUCUACAUCACCAAGAUGGAGCGUGUGGACGGCAGGUGCUGUGGAGGGAGUUUCUCUAAGAAGCCACACGAUGUCAAGGUGUGAUCAAGCUUCCAUUAAACAUAAAAUAACCCCGUCUUGGAAAUGUCUAAACAAUG